AUGAGCAAUACCUAUGCUACCAAAGUCCGAAAGAACAACUGUGCCAACAUGCACAUCGACUCUCCCAUCUUUCCCAUCGUGGUCGUCACGACCAAAGCCUUGAUCCAGAACGGCAUCAAGUGCAAGUGCAAAAUCUCCCCCCCUUUUGUAGAGACGUCCAAAUUCGAGCAGGGUCUCACCUCAAGUAGAGCGACAUAAACAUCCACGUGCAGAUAAACGCAAAAGGUAAACUCCAACACGCACAUCGCUGAACAUAGAGAAGAUUACGAGGGAUCAGCCGAGACCAUCACUUCCAAUAUAAUUGGAGAGGAAAACGUGUAAACAUCAUGUAUAACACACCCACAUAUAAUUCCCCUGAAUGUGAAAAUGAGAACUUCGAAAACGAAUCCCUCCCCCCCCUCAUCAACUAUAUAAAGCAGUUUUACGCGAAGCGGUCA
Messenger RNA from Plasmodium coatneyi, 437 nucleotides. RefSeq names its product Serine/threonine protein kinase. The coding region runs from base 1 to 198 and encodes 65 amino acids. The record is from RefSeq and is a predicted model, not a curated record. NCBI's taxonomy places the organism in Eukaryota, Apicomplexa, Aconoidasida, Haemosporida, Plasmodiidae. The transcript has 4 exons.